Thyridium curvatum is the source of this 1149-nucleotide messenger RNA. RefSeq lists its product as uncharacterized. The transcript has a single exon. NCBI's taxonomy places the organism in Eukaryota, Fungi, Ascomycota, Sordariomycetes, Thyridiales, Thyridiaceae. The coding region runs from base 1 to 1149 and encodes 382 amino acids. The record is from RefSeq and is a predicted model, not a curated record.
AUGGCUUCCAGGUGGAAUCGUUCAAACUGGGAAUCGCCCAGCUCCAACAAGCAGAACCUCGCAACCUCUCCCAAGCGUGGUUCAGGUUCCCCUGGCGCCCAGGAUGCCGUGCAUAUCUGGCAACCUGGAGAGAUUGCAUUUCUCAAGAGCCACCUGGUAUUCGACAAGGAUGAGCAAAAGUCCCUGAUUACCUCGCGGUAUCUUGAGAUGGGUGCCACCGGCCACCCAGUCGUCGUCCUGCGCAUGUCUCCCAACAAAACACAUGCUGCUAUCACCACGGCCAGCUCCUACCAUGCCGAUGGUGCGAACGGCAAGCAUAUCCCGCCUUGGUUGCAGUCCAAUCACACAACCAAGCAGGAUAAAGACUUCCGCGCGUUCGAGGGCUCAGAGCUGCCGCCCAGCGACGUGAAGCGCCCUGCACUCCAGCUCGAGGACGGCAAAUUCAUGCCCAAGAAGAACGCCUGCUGGAUUUAUGUGCGCAACAUGUGGGUCGUCCCGGUCACCGUGCUCGGGUCCUUUGACCAGACGCCGGACAUCCUUCGCCUCACCGACGACGCGAGGCUCGAUCUCCUUGCGCACAUGGAGAAGCGGAGUGCCGGCACGUUCGCCAAGGUCAUGGAGGGAGUGGACUUGGAGUACAUACCGGUCAACACCAGGAACCUCCCGGUGAACGACCCAAGUCCAGAUCCCAGACCCAGACGGCAGUAUCACGCUGUCCGAGGCAGCCCGGCACCUCUCGGAUCGCGAGGACAAGGCUGGCCCCCCGCCACCAACACGGCCCAGCCUGCAUCUGCCAGUUCGUCGACAAGUCUCUCAUGGCGGCGAAGCCCAGGACAGCCGUCCGCUACCGACAGGCCCCAGCCUGCGCCGGCGGCUCUCGAAUGGCGGCGGCCAAGCCAACCGGCCGCCUCCAUGGGCGCCCAGCCUGCACCGGUGACUCUCGAAUGGCGACGGCCAAACCAACCGGCCGCCUCCAUGAGCACCCAGCCUGCACCGGUCAGCAAUGACAAGCCUUCUGCCUCCCCGCAAUUAACAGCUCCAAGGAGGUGGGCAGAUGCGGCCACUGCAGGCUCUGGGGCAUCGUCUCGCAGAGAUGGCUGGCGGCGAAAGGGCCCAGAGGCCGAGGAUCGUUGGAAACGGAGGAGCUGA